This is a messenger RNA of Vitis riparia (riverbank grape), 879 nucleotides long. RefSeq names its product protein BONZAI 3-like. The record is from RefSeq and is a predicted model, not a curated record. The coding region runs from base 56 to 544 and encodes 162 amino acids. Gene Ontology annotation, molecular function: calcium-dependent phospholipid binding. The transcript has 5 exons. Gene Ontology annotation, cellular component: plasma membrane. NCBI's taxonomy places the organism in Eukaryota, Viridiplantae, Streptophyta, Magnoliopsida, Vitales, Vitaceae. Gene Ontology annotation, biological process: cellular response to calcium ion.
GUUUAACUUGAAUGGAAGUGCUAGUGGCGUUGAGGUUGAAGGGGUCCAAGGGAUCAUGGCUGCCUAUGCAAGUGCACUGAACCAUGUUGCUCUGGCGGGACCGACUUUAUUUGGACAAGUGAUCAACAAUGCAGCUGAAAUUGCUGGCCAGUCCCUCUCCUAUAGCAGCUGCAAAUAUUUUGUUUUGCUUAUCAUAACGGAUGGAGUACUUACAGAUCUCCAAGAAACAAAAGAUGCUUUGGUCAGGGCAUCUGAUUUGCCCUUAUCAAUUCUGAUAGUUGGAGUGGGAGGAGCAGAUUUUAAACAAAUGGAGAUCCUUGAUGCUGAUGAUGGUUGUCGGCUAGAGAGUUCUACAGGACGUGUAGCAACACGAGAUAUUGUACAGUUUGUUCCCAUGAGAGAAGUGCGUGGUGGGCAAACUUCCGUAGUCCAAGCUCUAUUAGAAGAGCUACCUGGCCAGUUCCUGACUUACAUGAGAAGCAGAGAUAUUAAACCCAAUGCAGUCAACAUAGCUCAAACAUCUGCUUCCCAUGCCACCAUCUAGUAAGGGUUGUCUCCCAUUCACCACUCCAGAGUUCCAAGGCAUUGUAAAUACCGAAACUAGGUUGACAAUAUACAUGCUGUCUAUAGGAAACACAGAUGAUUGACAUACCCCAAAGGGAAAAGGUUAGAUUACUUAGUCUAUACUGGGUACAAUCUGUUUUCAAGAAUGAUGAAUUGACCCAAUUGUAGUAACAAUUGACAGCAUUGGAAUGCACGGAUUUGAUUACAAAUAUUGAGAGUUUCACCAGUGUGUAUCAUGCAUGCCAAUUGACCUUUAAGCUUAUAUUUUUAGGUAGCAAGCCAAUGAUGUAUUUCAUGCCAAUUUUCCCUUGAACA